UUAGGGUUUGUGAUGUUCUUGCGAAGUGCUGCCGCUGGGCGCCCGGGUUGGUUCUCUGUAUGGGAGGGCAAAUGUGCUGCAAGCAAUGCCGCCCUGCCUCUGCGAGGCCAGCGCAAGAAUGCGAGAUUGAAGCUGCGGGCCUCGCGAGAUGUUGAUGUCUCGGUUCUUCGGUUCACACUCGGCAUUCCGGGAUUCGAUGAUUCGAAAUUGCCACGCAUUCUAGGAUUCACAUUUGGAGGCUUGAUCGUUGUCAAUCACAUCUUUAGUCAGCUUGUUCCUCCGGCGCAGCUUAGAUCCGAAGGCGUGGGUCUCUUUUUAUCUGUUGUCGCAGUGCUUCUUCCAUCUCUUAGAAAGCUGGAGCUAGAUGGACAAUCCUCGAGAGCUGGAAGCUUGCCUUCCGACUUGAGCCAAGUUUUUGUCAUGGCCGAGUGGCUUACCGAUGCUCAAAAACAGGAGCUAGCUUGGGUUUCGUAUGCGCUCAUCCGGAACACAAAAACAAUCGCAGUGAUAGCUUUUCACGGAGACGAAAUCGUCCUUGCUCGGGGCUGCUGGAAUCUACCACGCGUCGACAACGGCGAUCCAGAAACACCUUUGAAAAUCCUCCAGGCCUUGCUUCGUUCGUUUUUACAAGAGCUCAAAAGCAAAAGAACAAUCUACGUCCCUUCUGGUGCUGGUGAUUCUGGCUUGAGUUUCAUACCAAAGGGGCUCAACUCUCUACUCGCACAGUCCUUUCCUUCCAGAGACGGUGGACUCCUCCUUGUUUCAGACGUCCCAAGAGCUUACAACGUGAAAGACCGGACUUGGAUCCAAUGCCUUGCGGAAAAGAUAUCCUUUCACCUAUGAAAUAUCCUUUUUCCAAUUCAAGCUAGGUCUUGACUCUUGAGCGAUGAAUCCAGAGGAGCGCUCAACAAAUAAGCUGCAGAAGUCGAGCGAGAGAAUCAAAGAGAUGAAGAAAGCAAUGGCAGAAUCCGAGGAGAUGGGGGCUUCAAUCCUGCAGCAGCUCCAUUCGCAGAGAGAUCAGCUGCUUCAUGCCAAGAACAAGACCAUGGAAAUGAACGAAAACCUGAAGAAAAGCGACAAAGUCCUUGGGUCCAUGGAAAAAAGAAACAAGUGGGAAGUGCUGAGUUUCUUUUUCCCGUGAGAAGAUGGACCAAGCUCUCUUUAUUUGUAAGAGAAAACCAAUGGUAUGCGUUUCGUUAUGAAUACAGCGUGGUUGAUGGUCAACCGCUUGCCACCA
Messenger RNA from Selaginella moellendorffii, 1237 nucleotides. Its product is annotated as protein COFACTOR ASSEMBLY OF COMPLEX C SUBUNIT B CCB2, chloroplastic. The transcript has 7 exons. The coding region runs from base 13 to 843 and encodes 276 amino acids. NCBI's taxonomy places the organism in Eukaryota, Viridiplantae, Streptophyta, Lycopodiopsida, Selaginellales, Selaginellaceae. The record is from RefSeq and is a predicted model, not a curated record. Gene Ontology annotation, biological process: cytochrome b6f complex assembly.